GGUGGUGGGGAAGUAUUGUAAACACAGCUGUGAUGCUCACACAGUGUCCACUCCACUUGCUCAACAUAUUACAUUAUUACAAGUAACUGAUCAUUGUGAACAACUGCGACACACCGAUAAAACUUUUAUUAAAACUGUAUCUUGAAGGAGAGAAGAAGACGAGGACCACCUUGAUGUAUCACCAUUAUAAAACCCAGCAGAAGUCUUCCACUUGGAUCAUACAUUGACAUUGUGAAUAAUUUUAUGUAAACUACAUCUCCAACGUCACAUGAAAUACAAUAUAUUGAUGCUAUUAGUGAGCUUGUCUGAAAGAAAUAAUGUAUUAAUGUUAUCAGUGCUGAAAAAAGGACGGGAAGAAAAUUUUAAGUUCCAUAGGAGAAACUACGAAAUUUUUCAAGCAGUAUAGAUAAGCCUCGGAAAUACUGAAUAAAAUAGAAAUAUGAAUAUUAUAGAAGUGAUUGGGAAUAUAUAUGUACAAAUAAAAACAGGAAAGAAGAAAUAAGGAAGAAUGAAUUAGCAAAAGAAAAGUAAGCCGAUAAGUAAAGCAUGGAAGGAGGAAAGGGAGAGAGGCGUGGGGGAAAGAGCUGGAGGAAGGAGCGGGAAGAACGGGAAAGGAAACGUUCCAGCAGUAGACUUGUGGGAUUCCCUUCUAAAGAUGGUGAGGAGAAGAAAGAAGAUUCUGGGAAGGAGAGACAAGCAUUCGAGUCCCAAAGACAAGAUGAAAUAGAUAAAAAGAAAGCAGAGGAAGAGAGAAAAAAGAAAGAAGAGGAGGAAGCAGCAGCUCAAGCCAAACAGGAAGAGGAAGAGCAAGCACGUAAGCGGGAGGAGGAGGAGACCAGGAGGCGUGAGGAAGAAGAAAUGAAAAAGCGGGAAGAGGAUCGUAAUUUUCUCUUGUCUUAUAUCCAAGAGGCUGAAGAGAGGUUAGCCAAAAAGGCUGAACUUAGAUUGCAGAAUUUGGCAAUGGCAAAAGAUCGGCCAGAACUGAACACAGCCAUGUUAGAUUCAAGCUUGAAGAAAAACACAGCAUUUAUUAAGAAACUGAAAAAUUUAACAGAGAGCCAGCAUGAUUCACUGAUAAGAGAUCUUCAGAGCUUGAACUUGACCAAAUAUGUAAGUGAGGUGGCCCAGGCAGUGGUUGAAGCCAAAUUGAAAAUGUCGGAUAUCAAUACUGCUGUUCACCUGUGCUCUCUCCUUCACCAACGCUACCAUGACUUUGCUUCAACAUUGUUAGAGAAUUGGCAGAAGGUUCUCUCUCCAAAAAAAGAGGAAAAAAAUAAUAACAUGAGUAAGCUACGAGUGGAUCUACGGUUGUAUGCUGAACUUAUUGCUGCUGGUAUAUUUGCACCAAAGGAAGGUCUUCCUCUUUUAGGAAAUGUAUUAACAACAUUGGUUACAUCAGACAAAGAGGAGCAUCAAAACAUUUCAGUGUUGCUCACUUUCUGUCGCCACUGUGGAGAAGACUACAUGGGGUUGGUGCCUCGGAAAAUCAGGCUCCUCGCAGAUCAGUUUCAGAUGGCUGUUCCCAAAAGCGAGUUCCUUCCUCGUGAGAGACAGAAGAAUGUGAGACAGCUAAUUAAGGACUACUUUCUUUCCCUCACUAAACACCUGUUUUGUGAUCAUAAGGAAUUACAGCAUGUCGAACAGCAAAAUCGUCGGCUGUUGCAGACUCGAGGAGAGCUGAGCCAGGAACGAGUCAAUUUGGCUGAGAAUCUUUCUGCUGGACUAAGCAAACUUCUAACCAAUGCUCAACAGAUGGCUGAGCUGCUAGAUGAAGACAUGCCUGAGCUUCCAGAAGACAAAUCUCAAGGAGAUGAUCUAGGCUUAUGUGAUAUGGGAAUAGGUGAAGGUGGAGAGAUUCCUGAAGGAGGGACAGCUGUGCUGUGGGAGGAUGACGACACUAGAGCAUUUUAUGAAAACUUCCCUGAACUCAAAGCUCUCAUUCCAUCUAUAUUGUACAGUGAUUCUGAGAAGCCUACAGCUGUACCUGCAGAGGAAGCUCCAGCAGAAGAAGUUGAUGAAACACUGGAGGAGGAAGAACUGGAAGUUAUGGAAACAACUGAAGAAGAUGUUGAGGAAGUGUUACCACCAGAGUUACCACCAGAAGAGGAACAAGAUGAUAGUUUGACCAGCACAGGACCAUCCUCUAAUAAGGUUUUGUUAGAUGCCUUCCUCAGUGCUCUUCCCAAUUGUAUCAACCGAGAUUUGAUCGACAAUGCAGCCAUGGAUUUUUGUCUUAGAUUUAACACUAAGCCAAGCAGGAAGAAGUUAGUCAGAGCCUUAUUUCUGGUACCAAGAACACGGUUGGAUUUGCUUCCAUUCUAUUCCCGUCUUGUGGCUACACUACAGCCACUGAUGCCCGACCUGGCCACUGAUCUAGUCAACAUGUUGAAGCAAGACUUCAAGUAUCAAGUACGAAAAAAGGAUCAGAUAAACAUAGAAUCAAAAAUCAAGGUUGUACGAUUCAUUGGUGAGCUUGUCAAGUUCCGGGUCUUCCCUCGCAGCGAAGCUCUCUUAUGUUUGCGAAUGCUACUUCAGGAUUUCAAUCAUCACCAUAUUGAGAUGGCAUGCAACCUUUUGGAGACAUGUGGUCGCUUUCUUUAUAGAAUUCCAGAUUCGCACCAUAGAACAAAAAUUUAUCUUGAGCAGAUGAUGAGGAAGAAAACAGUUAAGGCUUUUGAUCCCAGGUAUAACACUAUGAUAGAAAAUGCAUAUUUCUAUGUCAACCCACCAGACACUGGUCCCGAGACCACCAAAAAAGAGCGGCCAACGAUACAUCAAUACAUUCGCAAGCUUCUUUACAAUGACCUCUGUAAGUCUAAUACGGAGAAAAUUUUGAGACAGAUGCGGAAGAUGCACUGGGAAGACCCACCGACUGUCAGUUACAUUGUGAAGUGUUUGACAGCAGUCUGGAAUGCCAAAUUUUACAAUAUUCGUUGCAUUGCAAACCUGGUGGCUGGCCUCAUCUCUCAUCAUGACUGGGUGGGCCCAGCUGUUGUGGAUGGUAUUUUGGAAGAAAUACGUCUUGGUUUAGAGGUGAAUCAUCCUAAAUAUAACCAGCGACGAGUUGCUGCAGUAAAGUACUUAGGAGAGCUCUACAAUUACCGUGUAAUUGAAAGUACUAUUAUUUUUAAGGUGCUCUAUUUGUUCUGCUCAUUUGGGGUACUCUUUGACCCGAACAUAUAUAGUGAAUAUGACCCACCAGAGCACCUGUUUCGCUUGCGUUUAGUGUGUACACUCCUGGAAACUUGUGGCCAGUUUUUCAGCUCUGGCUCUAGCAAGCGGCGUCUCGAUUGCUUUCUCAUAUAUUUUCAACAUUACUACCAAUAUAAAAAGAGUUUAAGCAUUUGGAAUGAAGAGCAUGAAUUUCCAUGGCAAAUUGAACACCUUGUACGUGACACCAUCUCAGCAGUCAGACCAAAACUGCAGUCUCUUCUUCCCUGGAAGAAGCUCAGAAAGCUGUUCAGCACCUCAAUAACCAGAUUGUAUUCCAAAGCAAUCGAACAAGUACCAAGUUUACGGCAGUAUCUUCAGCCAGAAGAGGAGAGCGAAGCCCUUCAUACAAUCAUAGAAGAAGGUGACAACAGCCAAGUUGUGGAGUUGGAGGGAGACAUACUUGAAGAUAUGGAAGAUGAAGAAGACUUUGAAGAGGUGGAAGGUGAGUUGGAUUGGAGUGAAUCCCACGGAGAUUCUCUCACCCCUUCACAACACAGUCAGCCAGGACGCAACACUAUGGAGGAGGAAGGAGAAGGUGUGUUGACCGGUGAUGCAGAGGAUGACAUAGGAGAUGACGAUGGAGAAAUGCUUGGCGAUGAAAUACUAGAAGGAGAUAUGAAGGUUAAUGUUAAACAUGUUGACUGUGAAGAGGACACUGAUUUCAUGUCAGCCUUUGACCGCAUGAUGGCGGACAGCCUCAUGGAGCGUGCCAGCACUGUACCUCGCCCUGGCCAGCUGGAUAUAUCUGUGCCUGUGCAUGUCAAAUCCACUGCUAAGAAGACUUAUGAUCAACUUCUGUGUGAGGGAACAGAGGAAGAGAAUAAACCUGUUGUGAACUUUCUUUUGAUGACACGUUCUGGCAACAAGCAGCAAUAUAACAGUGUGGAAAUGCCAGUUGAUUCCGAACUGGUCACCAAGCUCCGGACACGUGAAGAGGCGGAGAGAGCUGAGAAAGAAAAAGUUAAGCGUAUGACUCUGGAAAUAAAUGAACGACAAGAGGAGGAAGAGGCAGCAGAAAUUAUGCAACAGACCCAGCGGCCAGCCACCAUGAAUUUUAACCGUGAUAGACGACCGAAAUAUCAGCAUCCAAAGGGUGCUCCUGAUGCAGACCUUAUAUUUGGACCGAAGAAGAUAAGAUGAGUUGGAUCUUCUGUGUUGAAAUUUCAAAGCCAAGAUUUUUAUGUCAUUUAUAGAUUUUAAAAUACAUAUUUUUAAAUAAAGUAUUGUGUUUUCUGCAGAUGUAGAUACUGCUAUAAAAAAAUGGGUUUACUUACUAUAUGUGAUACACUAUGAGCCAUAUUGGUUGUUGAUUGAUCAGUUCUACUUUUAAGCAGGUGAAAUAUUAUACAUAGAAUGAAAUACUUCAAUGAAAAUGUUUAUUUAAUAUCUUUGUUUGGAAAUGCAAAAGUGUCGAGACUUAAGUAUUCUGUGAUUACAUACGUAAGAAAUUGGUACAUACAAGAGAUGCUGAUUACAUAAAUACAUGAGAUGAUGAAUACAUACGUAUAUGAGAUGCUUAGUAUAUGAAAUACUAGGUAUGUUCAGUACUGAACUCGAAUGUGAAACUUGAUCCAGUCUUGUGAAGCAGAGUGGAAUGUAAUCUAUAUUGAGUUGAUUUUGCUCUUAGCUCAUUCAAGAUCAGUACAGCCGGUUUUAUGAUUUCUUAAAUACACAAUCGAAGAGU
Molecule: messenger RNA, 4897 nt
Organism: Cherax quadricarinatus
Lineage: Eukaryota; Metazoa; Arthropoda; Malacostraca; Decapoda; Parastacidae
Gene: Upf2
Product: UPF2 regulator of nonsense mediated mRNA decay
Biological process (GO): nuclear-transcribed mRNA catabolic process, nonsense-mediated decay
Cellular component (GO): cytoplasm; exon-exon junction complex
Molecular function (GO): RNA binding; protein binding
Source: RefSeq, a predicted model, not a curated record